This is a messenger RNA of Astrephomene gubernaculifera, 5681 nucleotides long. NCBI's taxonomy places the organism in Eukaryota, Viridiplantae, Chlorophyta, Chlorophyceae, Chlamydomonadales, Astrephomenaceae. The record is from the annotation of a GenBank genome assembly.
GGGAGGAGUGGGUGUGGGCGGCGGAGGCGCGCCCAUACUGCAAGACGAUGUGGUCAUCCGACAGGUUAAUGCCAAGUUCUACUACGGUUGGGAGUACCUGGGCGCCCAGCCCCGCCUGGUGAUCACCCCCAUGACGGAGCGAGCCUACCUCACCCUCACCGGCGCGCUGCACAUGAGGCUGGGAGGGGCGCCGGCGGGACCCGCGGGCACCGGCAAGACGGAGACGGUGAAGGACCUUGCCAAGGCGCUGGGGGUGCAGUGUGUGGUGUUCAACUGCGGAGAUAACCUGGAUUUCAGGUUCAUGCGCAAGUUCUUCAGCGGGCUGGCGCAGGCGGGUGCGUGGGCGUGCUUUGACGAGUUCAACCGCAUCGACAUCGAGGUGCUGUCGGUGGUGGCGCAGCAGCUGCACGCCAUCCAGACCGCCCUGCGUGCGGGUGCUGAGCGGUUUGUGUUCGAGGGCAGUGAGAUGCGGCUGCUGGCGUCGUGCGGCGUCUUCGUCACCAUGAACCCCUCCUACUCGGGGCGCACGGAGCUGCCGGACAACCUGCAGGCCCUGUUCCGCCCCAUGGCGAUGAUGGUUCCCGACUACGCGCUUGUGUCGGAGGUGAUGCUGUUCAGCGAGGGCUUCAGCGGCGCGCGCCACCUCAGCCGCAAGAUGGUGCUUCUGUACAAGCUGGCAUCCGAGCAGCUCAGCCAGCAGGACCACUACGACUUUGGCAUGCGUGCGCUCAAGUCGGUGCUGGUCACCGCCGGCAGCCUCAAGCGCUCCGCCCCGCACGUGGCCGAGGAGACGGUGCUCAUUCGGGCUAUGCGCGAGUCCAACAUCCCCAAGCUGCUGUCGGAGGAUGCGCGGCUGUUCGACGCCAUCGUGAGGGACCUCUUCCCGGGGGUGGAGCUGCCGGAUGAGCACGACGAGGAGCUCCAGGAGGCGCUGGUGGCGGCUUGCGAUAAGCUGGGGCUGCAGGCUGUUCCCCACUUCGUGUCCAAGGCGGUCCAGCUGUGGGAGACCUUCAACGUGCGCUUCGGAGCCAUGCUGGUGGGUCCCUCCGGCGGCGGCAAGACCAGCAUCUACCGCACCCUCGCCGCCGCCGUCACGCUGCUCAGCCACCGCCACAACCCGCAGCUGCUCUCCGUGACCGCGGAGCCCUCCACCCCCACCAGCAUGUUCCGAACACCCACACUCGGACGCGUGGACCCUACCAGCGCCUCAGGGGCUGCUGCUGCGGCGGCGGCGGCGGCUGCCUCCGGCCUGCCUUCAGAGCCCUCUCUUGCGGAGAUGGAGGCUAGCGGCGGCAGUAGCAGCGGCAGCCGCGGCGGCGGCGGCAGCGGCACUCCCUGGCAGCCGGUUCACAGCUACGUGGUCAAUCCCAAGUCCAUCACGCUGGGCGAGCUGUACGGCGAGUACAACAUCGCCACCAACGAGUGGCAGGACGGGCUGGCCUCCUGCAUUAUCCGAGCGGCGGCGGCGGAGCGGGAGGGGCAGCAGCGGGGCGACCUGCAGUGGGUGGUGUUUGACGGGCCGGUGGACGCGGUGUGGGUUGAGAACAUGAACACAGUCCUGGACGACAACUGCAUGCUGUGCCUUCCCAACGGCGAGCGCAUCAAGCUCAACCCCGCCACCAUGCGGGUGCUGUUCGAGGUGGCGGACCUGGCAGCAGCAUCGCCCGCUACCGUGUCGCGGUGCGGCAUGGUGUACGUCACACCGGACGACAUGGGCUGGAAGCCGUACGUGAAGUCCUGGCUGGACCACCUGCCCGCCGCCUUCAGCCACCUGCUGCCCCCCACGGAGGAGCUGCUGCUGCCCGCCACCAACUCCGACAUGUCGCUGGCGGACCACAUCGUGGUCAGCCCCUCCAACAGCCACCGCCUCUCCUCGCCGCCCUACAUCAACACCCCCCUACCUCCCGCCCUGCUGCAACACCAGUCCACCCUGUCGCACCUCGCCGGCACCGUGGUAGCCGCCAGCAUCAGCCCGCUGUCCUCCCCGCGCAGCACCGGCUCCGGCAUGAUCGCCCCCGGGGGGCCGCGGCGCUCCAUGACAUCCUCCCCGCAGCCCCGGCAGCGCCCCACCCCCGGCGUGUUGGAGUACCUGUCGGGCCUGUUUGAGCGCUUCCUGGAGCCGCUGAUGCAGCACGUGCGGCGGCGGGGGGCGCUGGCGCUGGGCACCUGCGAGGUGGCGCUGGUGGCCUCCACCUGCGCGCUGCUGCAGACGCUGCUGCUCAGCACGCAGCUGAAGGGGCACCCCGGGGCGGAGGGGGGCUCGCUCAGGAGGCAUGGGGCAGCAAGCAGCACAGCAGGAGGGGGGGUGGCAAAUGGCGGCGGAGCCGCGGCCGCUGCCGCGGCUGCGGCGGCUGCCGCCGCCGCAGCUGCCGCCGCUGCUGUGGCCAGCAGCAGCAUGCGUCAGGGCAGUGGCGGCGGCUCCAACAACACCAGUGACUACCUCAGCCUCUACGCCUCGCUUGCCGCCGCUGCCGCCGCCGGUACCAACUCCGGAGCAGCUGCUGCCGGCGGCGGCGGCGGCAACAGCAGCCGCCCCCCAACCUACCUGGGCAUGCUGCCCCCCGCCUCAUCCGCCGCGGCCGCCGCUGCUGCCGACUUCAUCGAGCCCGUACCCUACAAGCGCCCGCUGCUGGACCUGCACUCCCACGUGGUGUCAGAACACACCCAGGUUGCGCUCAACUACAUAUUCGCGUUCGCGCUGGUGUGGGGUGUGGGGGGUGCACUGGAGCCCAGCUGCUGGGAGGAGUUCGACGGUGUGGCCAAGGAGCUGUUCGAGGGGUACGCCAACUACCCGGGCGGCUCGGGUACGGUGUUUGACUACCACCUGGACUACCGCAGGAACUUCUGCCUGACCCCCUGGGAGGCCGCGGUGCCUCAGUACACCUACCACCCGCACCUGCCCUACUUCCACAUCCUGGUGCCCACUGUGGACACCACCCGCUACGGCGCGCUGCUGGGGGCGCUGCUGGCGGUGAACCGCUCCGUGCUGGUGACGGGGCCGGGCGGCAGCGGCAAGUCGGCACUGGUGCGGAGCUGCCUGGCGCAGCUGCAGGCCACCACGGGUGCCAACACCGCCACCGUCUACUUCUCCGCGCAGACCUCCGCCGCCUCCAUCCAGGCGCAGCUGGAGAGCCGGCUGGAGAAGAAGCGCAAGCGCCGCUACGCCGCCCCCGCGGGCCGACGGCUGCUGGUGUUUGUGGACGACGUGAACCUGCCAGCGCGGGAGGCGGCGUCGGGGGCGCAGCCGCCCAUUGAGCUGCUGAGGCAUUUCCAGGACUUCAGGGGCCUGUACGACCGCAAGAAGUUGUUUUGGAAGGAGGUGGAUGACACGGUGCUGCUGGCGGCGUGCGGGCCGCCGGGGGGAGGGAGGCAGGAGAUGUCCCCCCGCUUCGUGCGCCACUUCUCGCUGCUGGUGAUGCCGCCCGCCAGCGAGGUGGCGCUGCGGACCAUCUUCGGAGCCAUUCUGGGCGGAUUCCUGGAGCUGCACUUCCAACCGGACGUCAAGUCCCGGCUGCUGCGCCCGCUGGUGGACACCUCGGUGGAGGUCUACACGCACGUCUCCUCCGAGCUGCUGCCCACCCCCGCCAAGAGCCACUACACCUUCAGCCUGCGCGACGUGAGCAAGGUGUUCCAGGGCAUGCUGGCAAUCAGGCCCGCGCAGUGCGGCCCGGGCGACCCACGGGCCACCCUGGUGCGGCUGUGGGUGCACGAACACAUGCGGGUGUACCAUGACAGGCUUGUGUGCGAGCCCGACAAGGACUACUUCAAGGGGCUGCUGUACGAGCUGCUGCUGCUGCGGUUCGAUGUGAGGGACGAGUACGACAGCUUCUUCUCGCCAGAGAGCCCCAUACUGUUUGGUGACUACCUGCGUCGCGGCAUCACGCAGGACGAGCGGGUGUACGCGGAGGUGCGGGACGUGCCUCGACUGGGGCAGGUGCUGGAGUCCGAGCUGGAGGAGUACAAUGCGGUGGGUGCGGGACCCCGGCUGGACCUGGUGCUGUUCCUGGAUGCGGUGGAGCACGUCAGCCGCAUCGCGCGCAUACUCAGGCAGCCCAGGGGCAACGCCAUGCUGGUGGGUGUGGGCGGCAGCGGCAAGCAGAGUCUGGCCCGCUUCGCCGCCUGGCUGGCGGGCACGCAGGUGUUCACACUGGAGCUGAGUCGCGUGUACGGGGUGUCGGAGUGGCGGGACGACCUCAAGAAGCUGUACAGGCUGGCUGGUGUUGAGGGGCGCGCGGUUAGCUUCCUGCUUCCCGAGCAGCACAUCCUGGCUGAGAGCUUCGUGGAGGACGUGAGCAACCUGCUGAGCAGCGGGGAGAUCACGGGGCUGUUCGCGGGGGAGGAGCGGGAGAAGGUGUUCGCGGACCUGCGGGGUUGGGCGGCGGAGGAGGGUUUGGACGAUACGCGUGACGCGCUGUGGCGCGCCUUCAUCGACCGCGCGCGCGACAACCUGCACCUGGUGCUGGCGCUGAGCCCCGUGGGGGAGGCGUUCCGGCGGCGCAGUUCUACUUGGAGCUGAGGAGGAGGUACUACGUGACCCCCCGCGCCUACCUGGACCUCAUCCACCUGUACACCUCGCUGCUGGCGGCCAGGAGACAAGAGACCGCUGUUGCCCGCGAGCGGCUGCUGAGCGGCGUUGCCAAGCUGACCACCACCAACAGCACGGUGGAGGAGAUGCGCGGGCAGCUGCGGCUGCUGCAGCCCGUGCUGGCAGACAAGACGGUGGCCACACAGAAGCUGCUGGAGCAGGUGACUCACGAGCAGUACGAGGCGGAGCGGGUGCGGGCGGCGGUGGCGGGUGAGGAGGCGGACGUGAAGGCGCAGGCGGCCAAGCUGGCAGCACUCAAGGACGAGGCCCAGGCCGACCUGGAGGAGGUGCUUCCCGCGCUGGAGGCCGCUGAGCACGCCCUGUCCGCGCUCAACAAGACGGACAUCAUCGAGAUCAAGACCUUCACCAAGCCGCCCGCGCUGGUGCAGGUCACCAUGGAGGGGGUGUGCAUCCUGCUGCAGGAGAAGCCCGACUGGGAGACCGCCAAGCGGCUGCUGGGUGAGACCACCUUCAUCAAGCGCCUCAUGGAGUACGACCGGGACAACAUACCCGACAAGGUGGCGCGCAACCUGAAGAGGGUCAUCGACGACCCCUACUUCACACCCGACCAGGUUGCCAAGCAGUCCAAGGCCGCCCAGUCGCUGUGCCUGUGGGUUCGCGCCAUGGACACCUACGGCCGCGUCAUCCGGGUGGUGGAGCCCAAGCGCGCCGCACUGGCCACCGCGCAGGAGCGGCUGGCGGCCAUGAACGGCGCGCUGGCGUCCAAGCAGGCGCAGCUGGCGGAGCUGGAGGCAAAGGUGGCGGCGCUGCAGGAGCAGCUGCAGGCCACCCAGGAGGAGCUUCACAGCCUGCAGCAGCAGGCGGAGCUCAGUCAGAAGCGGCUGGUGCGCGCGGAGAAGCUGACGGGCGCGCUGGCGGACGAGAGCGUGCGGUGGCAGGCUCAGAGCGAGCGCAUGACCGCGGCGCUGCACUCGCUGGUGGGGGACGUGUUCCUGGCGGCGGCGGCGAUCAGCUACCUGGGGGCUUUCACGGGUCCCUACCGCGAGUCGCUCAUCCGCAGCUGGGUAGCCCGCUGCCGCGCCGCCUGCAUCCCCGUCUCCUCACCGCCCCCCUCCGCACCUAGUCCGGGGCCGGG